This is a messenger RNA of Fonsecaea erecta, 978 nucleotides long. RefSeq lists its product as hypothetical. The record is from RefSeq and is a predicted model, not a curated record. Lineage: Eukaryota; Fungi; Ascomycota; Eurotiomycetes; Chaetothyriales; Herpotrichiellaceae. Bases 1 to 978 code for a protein of 325 amino acids. The transcript has 2 exons.
AUGUCAUCCAGUGGUGACCCUCCGCCGGAAGACCAUUCUCGCGGCGGCGAGAGCAGAGAAUCCAGCUCGCGCCGAUCCUCCAAUAUCAUCGAAUUUGUCGAUAGCCAGAAUCCCAAUGUCAGAAGUGCCAUUCAGCGGCACACCGCAUAUCACUCUGCGGCACAGCGUCGAGAAGCGCGCUCGCGACUUCUCCGGCGAUCCAGCCAGACUCGCUACUUUGAAUGGACCAGACGUCCCAGAGGAGAUGCAGACGUCGCAACCUCCUCAGCGAGCAGUGCCAGUUCGGUGUCAAUUUCGCCGGCACCGUCAAUUCCCGGAAGACCGGAACAUCCCAGUCGGACCACCAGUGACGAACAAGAAACCGUGUCGUCGUCAGGUGGUGAAGCGGCCGCAGAUUCCGCUCUCGAACCACUACCAUCCACCUCUCAGAUAGCCGUCUCUGCUGACGACGCUGUUUUGGAAUUUUUCAAAGCCACAUUUUGCGAUCAUUAUCAAUCAACCGACGUGUUGGAAACAGCAUUCGCGUUUAUGCUUGAGAACGAAGCUUCUCGACACCUGCUCAUCGGUUACGCAUACGCCAUGCGGAGGUCUCGUGCAAUUGCCGAGGACGGUUCUCAAGACCAGUUGGAAGCGGAGAGAAAUGUCGGUCGAGGUACUAACAUUCUGUGGAACCGGCUGCAGAUGCCAUCCCACGCCAGUUCUGACGCCAAUGUCCAGGCUGUCCUUCUGCUCGUGGCGUACACAGCCGACUUCGGGGACGCCAGCGAGGUCCGUCUCCAUGCAGACGCAUUGAGGACGAUGAUCGAGCAGCGUGGCGGUGUCGACGUCUUCACCCAUAACCCUGCCUUGCAGCAUCAGAUAUGGGCGAUAGAAGUAUCUCGACGGUUCCACUUGACCUUGGAUUGCGAGUCGACCUGCCCGGACCCACUGCGGUUUGCGGACGGUCUUCGACUGCGAUCAGGAAGGGAGGAAAGUUAA